Morone saxatilis (striped sea-bass) is the source of this 1221-nucleotide messenger RNA. It is a transcript of the gene odr4, whose product is annotated as odr-4 GPCR localization factor homolog. NCBI's taxonomy places the organism in Eukaryota, Metazoa, Chordata, Actinopteri, Moronidae. Gene Ontology annotation, biological process: intracellular protein localization. The record is from RefSeq and is a predicted model, not a curated record. Gene Ontology annotation, cellular component: endomembrane system.
ACAGCAGAAAGCAUUGUUGUAAAUUGAGUUUUUUCCGCUCUGCUGACGAACCACUGCCAGCUGUCAAUAUUAACAGCGAGCCUCCUGCCUUCUGGUUCAUAUUUUACCUACUGUCUUGUUUCUCUCAGGCAGUAUGGGUCGUGGCUACAUAGUAGAAGAUGCUGUGGAGGGAUAUGUGUCUAAACUAUGUGAGCAACAAGUAGGUCCAGUCACAGGCCUGCUUAUUGGACAGAGCUCAACCCAAAGGGAUUUUGUUGUCAUGGCAACUCGGACACCCCAAAAGGAGGAGUCUACUGCGGCAGCUGGAAACGCUCUGGACAAGGAGUGGGUGACUGAGCAUGCUCGACAGGUGUCUCGGAUGCUGCCUGGAGGCUUGUCUGUAUUGGGAGUCUUCAUCAUUACUGAUACUGAUGCAAAGGACACACUAACCACACUCCGCCAGCUGGUUUUUGCAGUGGAGAACCUGAUCUCCUCGGAGCAUCUGUGGAACCCUGCAGAUGAUGACGUCACAGACUGUGUCACGCUGCACGUCAACCCCAAAACCAGAAAAACAGUCUGCAGAACCUUUGACGUCAAAGAUCCCAAGAGUAUGGCCAAGCCUGCAGACUGGAAGUACCAGUCAGGAGUGUGUUCCUCCUGGAGCAUGGUGUCAUGUUGUUUAAAUGUGGACAUGUUGGUACCACUACCAGACAACAGAACCAGUACAGAAAAUAUGGAUAAAUGUCUUAAGCUGCUGAAAAGGGAUGUGGUUUCUACGGUGGCCACAAGGGUUCAGAUGCUGCUGGAGGAGCUGCUGAUAUCAGAAGAGGAGAAGGGCAGCACCAGAGACAAACAACAGACAGAGAAAUUGUGUCUCCCACGUCGUAUCUUCUGUCCAGUAAAAGUGAGCGGGCCAGUGUGUGUGUGUGACUACCAGUUCAGUGACGAGGACCAGUCUGAGGUGACUGACAGGUUGAAGGAGAUGCUGGACAUUGACGCAGCCGAGGAAGCUUUGGAUACCAGGCAGGAACUGCCUGCUGAAAUCCUAGAGAGAGAUGUUGCAGCAGAGCCCACUGAGGAAACUAUUAAAGCACCGGAGCCCAAGAGGAAUAACUACAUUGGUGUUGCCAUGGCUUCUGCUGUUGCCCUACUUGCCACUGCUGCCUCCAUGCUCUAUCUGAGUGACGUUUAAUACACAUAUAUGCACACACCAAAUAAAGUGUUUGUUUGUUAACAUUUCUA